Messenger RNA from Tripterygium wilfordii, 2097 nucleotides. RefSeq names its product L-ascorbate oxidase homolog. NCBI's taxonomy places the organism in Eukaryota, Viridiplantae, Streptophyta, Magnoliopsida, Celastrales, Celastraceae. The coding region runs from base 197 to 1864 and encodes 555 amino acids. The transcript has 8 exons. The record is from RefSeq and is a predicted model, not a curated record. Gene Ontology annotation, molecular function: copper ion binding; oxidoreductase activity.
UCAAUAAACCCAACAAACAAAAGUUCUUGACCGACAUUGUCUUAACGAGGAAGAUAAUAGAACCCCCAAAGCAACCACGAGAAGGGGGAAAAAAAAAAGUGAAAAAGAGAAAAAGAAAAAUAGAUACAGAGCGCGGCAGACUAAAGGGUGAGAAUUGUUCUUCUGCUUGAAGUCUCUUUCUCAUAUUUCAGUCCCCAUGUAUCGUUCCCUUUUCAAAAACUUGAUCACGGAAGAGUUAGGAAAGAUGGGUCUUGGCAGGAAUGUGUGGUGUCUCAUGUUAGUGGUGGGUUUGCUGGUGACCUGCACUAGAGGAGAAGACCCUUACAGGUUCUAUACAUGGAAUGUCACUUACGGUGAUAUCUACCCACUUGGCGUUAAACAAACGGGGAUAUUGAUAAAUGGUCAAUUUCCAGGGCCACAGAUUGAGUCAGUGACAAAUGAUAACCUGAUCAUCAAUGUUUUUAAUAGCUUGGACGAACCUUUUCUCCUCUCUUGGAAUGGAGUGCAGCAGAGAAGGAACUCAUGGCAGGAUGGAGUCUAUGGCACAAACUGUCCCAUCCCACUGGGGCAGAACUUCACUUAUGUGCUUCAAGUCAAAGAUCAGAUUGGUAGCUAUUUCUACUUCCCUUCCCUUGGCAUGCACAAAGCUGCAGGGGGUUUUGGUGGUUUCAAAAUUGCAAGCCGUUCUGUAAUUCCUGUACCAUUUGCUCCUCCGGCUGGAGAAUUCACCAUUCUUGCUGGUGACUGGUUUACCAAAAAUCACACUGAUUUGAAAGCCAUUCUGGACAGUGGAACUGAUCUCCCCUUCCCUGAUGGGCUUCUUAUCAAUGGUCGUGGAUCAAAUGGAUACACAUUCACAGUUGAUCAAGGCAAGACUUAUCGGUUCCGGAUUUCAAAUGUGGGGCUUACCACCUCCAUCAAUUUCAGAAUACAGGGUCAUAAGUUGGUUUUGGUAGAGGUGGAAGGAAUCCACACUCUCCAGAACUCUUAUGAUUCACUUGACCUCCAUCUAGGACAGUCCCUCUCUGUAUUGGUUACUGCUGAUCAGCCACCACAAAAUUACUAUAUUGUUGUCUCAACACGUUUCACCUCUCAAGUUCUCAAUGCGACCUCCUUUUUUCGCUAUAGCAAUUCAGCGGGAACUGUUUCUGGCCCUCCUCCUGUUGGGCUAACAACUCAAAUUGAUUUAUCUCUUGAACAAGCUCGAUCCCUAAGACGAAAUCUGACUGCUAGUGGUCCAAGACCAAAUCCGCAAGGUUCUUAUCAUUAUGGAAUGAUCAACACAACUCGAACAAUUCGACUUCAGAAUUCUGCUCCGGUUAUUAAUGGCAAGCAGCGAUAUGCUGUCAAUAGUGUAUCCUUCAUACCAGCUGACACUCCUCUUAAGCUUGCCGACUAUUUCAAGAUAUCUGGUGUCUUUAAUCCUAAUAGUAUCCCAUACAGCCCCACCGGUGCUGGUGCUUACCUCCAAACUUCUGUCAUGGCAGCCGACUUUAGAGGUUAUGUUGAAAUUGUUUUUGAAAACUAUGAGGAUACGGUGGAAUCCUGGCACAUUGAUGGUCACAACCUCUUUGUUGUGGGGAUGGAUGGAGGCCAGUGGUCACCUGCUAGUAGAUUGAGUUACAACUUAAGAGAUACAAUUUCCCGUUGCACGGUUCAGGUGUAUCCGAGUUCAUGGACUGCAGUUUAUAUGCCUCUGGACAAUGUAGGAAUGUGGAAUGUAAGGUCUGAGAACUGGGCGCGUCAGUACUUGGGACAACAAUUCUAUCUCCGUGUUUAUUCACCUGCAAAUUCAUGGAGGGAUGAAUAUCCCAUCCCAAGCAAUGCUAUUCUAUGUGGUCGAGCAGUCGGGCACCGAGCUUGACCUCUUCAAAGUGAGCAUGGUUAGGACUUAGGAGGGGUGUCACGAGUGGGUGACAGGGUCCUCAAAUUUACGCCAAGUAGAUCUUUGUGAGUGGGAUUAUGCAACGCUUGAAUGGAGCGAUUGCCGCCUCCCUUUGAUUUUCUAUUGUACCUCUUGUUUUCUUUCUCAUUAAUGAAUUGUUUACCGUAGGAAACACUGGAUUUGGUAGUAAAACUCUUACUCUUUCCACACAA